AUGCCAUUAAGGACCCGUAACACGCUCAAGGCAUUAGGGUUGAAACGAAGGAACCAAGUAGCAUAUGUCAAGUGUUGUACAACUUCUGCAGACUCUUUGGCACAGGUGAAGGAAUUGGUUAAAGUUGAAGUGACAGAUGUGAAGAAAACAAAGCAAGAGGUUAAUAGUGAAAGAAAAUGGCUGACUGGAUUUGAUUUGAUUAAGAAUGGUACUCAAAAGGUAGGAGUAGAAAAUCAAAAGACUAGGAUGUUAGAGGAGCAGGGUGUUAGAGGAGCAGGAUCUUGUGGUGAGAUGGUGCUGGAGCAAGAUGUUAGAGGAGUAGGAUCUUGUGGUGAGAUGGUGCUGGAGCAAGAUGUUAGAGGAGUAGGAUCUUGUGGUGAGAUGGUGCUGGAGCAAGAUGUUAGAGGAGUAGGAUCUUGUGGUGAGAUGGUGCUGGAGCAAGAUGUUAGAGGAGUAGGAUCUUGUGGUGAGAUGGUGCUGGAGCAAGAUGUUAGAGGAGUAGGAUCUUGUGGUGAGAUGGUGCUGGAGCAAGAUGUUAGAGGAGUAGGGUGUUGUUGUGAGAUGGUGCUGGAGCAAGAUCUUAUAGGAGCAGGAUGA
Molecule: messenger RNA, 597 nt
Organism: Lodderomyces oxycetoniae
Lineage: Eukaryota; Fungi; Ascomycota; Pichiomycetes; Serinales; Debaryomycetaceae
Gene: MRPL33
Product: mitochondrial 54S ribosomal protein uL30m
Exons: 2
Coding region: 1-597 (198 amino acids)
Source: RefSeq, a predicted model, not a curated record